UUGUUUAUUCAGGUUCCUAGUGGUACCACUGACAUAAGUGAUUCACGUGGAGAUCCGCUGAAAGGACCCGCUCACCCAUUGGAUCCUGCCCUCGGCCUUACAGCCAUCGCCAUUUACGACUACCAGAAGAAUGACGACGAUGAGAUCAGCUUUGAGCCGGAUGACAUUAUCACGAAUAUCGAGCAGAUUGAUGCCGGAUGGUGGAGAGGAGUAUGUAAUGGGCAGUACGGUCUGUUUCCUGCCAACUACGUGGAAUUGCGAUGA
Molecule: messenger RNA, 264 nt
Organism: Cooperia oncophora
Lineage: Eukaryota; Metazoa; Nematoda; Chromadorea; Rhabditida; Trichostrongylidae
Source: the annotation of a GenBank genome assembly